Messenger RNA from Neurospora tetraspora, 3078 nucleotides. Its product is annotated as fungal-specific transcription factor domain-containing protein. The transcript has 8 exons. NCBI's taxonomy places the organism in Eukaryota, Fungi, Ascomycota, Sordariomycetes, Sordariales, Sordariaceae. The coding region runs from base 1 to 3078 and encodes 1025 amino acids. Gene Ontology annotation, molecular function: DNA binding; DNA-binding transcription factor activity, RNA polymerase II-specific; zinc ion binding. Gene Ontology annotation, biological process: DNA-templated transcription; regulation of DNA-templated transcription. The record is from RefSeq and is a predicted model, not a curated record.
AUGGCAUCCUCCUCCGCCAACCCUACGGAUACGAUAAUGGCCUCGGACACCCACAACGACAAGCCCACCAACGCGGAAGGGACAGCAGGGGGUGCGAUUACUGGGGCGAACUCGAGUACCCCAAAGCAAAAAAGACUGGCAUGCGAGAUAUGCCGAAGGAGGAAACUCAAGUGCGAUGGCACAAAGCCAAGUUGCAGCACUUGCUCGCGUCUCGGCCAUGUAUGCGCUUACGAUGAGAGGAGAAAGAAGAGUGGGCCGAAGAAGGGUCAUCUCAAGGCCUUAGCGGAACGAUUAAAGCAAGUUGAGACUUUGCUGAAGACGCAGGAAGCGCCGAGACUGGGUGCAGACGGCACCCCAAUAGCACCGAAUAUCGUCGAUAAUGGUGGACCCAGCCAACCAAGUCAACAUGCUGCUGCCGCGGCCGCCAACUUCAACGUUCCGGACCCUUCGCGUGGAAUGGCAACUGGGGGGAGUGUGGAUCAGUGGCAGUUCCACGGCGAUCCGAGCAGCGCAGGAUUGGAUGACUUCAACUUGGGCAACAACUUGGGACUAGGCAUGAACAGUGUGGGCGGCGACUUUACCUGGGAAAUGAUAGGCCUGGGACUCGAUGAGCCCCUACCACCCCAGGAGACCAUCGACGAGCUACACCAAGUAUACUUCGACAAAAUACACCCUUCCUUUCCAAUGAUACAUCGCGCCCGCUACUUCCAUGCGAUGAAUCUAGCCCCAAAUCAACGGCCACCAGUGUGUCUACGCUAUGCUAUGUGGACACUAGCGUGCUCGGUUACAGACCGGUUCUUCGACCUAAAAGAGUUGUUCUACCAGAGGGCCAGGAAGUAUUUAGAGUUGGAUACCAUUAAAGGCCACGGAGAACACAUGAUAACGGUGUCACAUUGCCAAACUUAUGUGCUACUGGCAUCCUACGAAUUCAAAUCGAUGUAUUUUCCCCGAGCAUGGAUGAGUACAGGCUCGGCCGUGCGCUUAUGCCAGAUGAUGGGCCUCCAUCGAGUGGAUGGUGGUGACUUGGAGGUAAAACAAUGUCUAUCUCCCCCGCGAGACUGGACAGAAAAGGAAGAGCGUCGACGGACCUUUUGGAUGGCCUUCUGCCAGGACCGCUACGCCAGUAUUGGGACGGGUUGGCCGAUGAUUAUUGACGAAAAAGACAUUCUCUCCGACCUUCCUGCCUCGGACGAGGCCUACGACUUGAGUCACCCUGAGGAGACUCAGAGCCUGAAUGAUGUGACACUCCAUACAGGUCCUGGCAAGUUAUCGUCCUUUGGCGGUGUCAUCCUUCUGGCAUACCUCUUUGGCAAGAACCUCAUCCACCUCCACCGGCCGAACGAGGACGACCGAGACCACGACCUGAAUGGGGAAUUUUGGAAGAGACAUCGACACAUGGACAACAUCCUCCUCAAUGUUUCGCUCUGCAUGCCAUCUGCCCUCAAACUGCCACAGGGUCUGGGCAAUCCGAACGUCGUCUUCACAAACAUGUGCAUCCACACGUCGACGAUCUGUCUGCAUCAGGCAGCUAUAUUCAAAGCAGACACAAACAACUUACCUGCCUCCGUUGGUACUGAGUGUAAGAUGCGAUGUAUCACCGCGGCUCACGAGAUUGCAAGCAUCAUGAGGAUGGCCUCUCAUCUUGAUUUGGAUAGGAUGAAUCCGUUUAUCUCCUUCUGUCUAUACGUUGCAGCAAGAGUGUUUGUCCAGUUCCUCAAAAGCCGACCGGACGAUGGCCAGGUAGCCGACUCUCUUCGGUUCUUGCUAUCAGCCAUGAACGCAUUGAAACGGCGGAAUCCUCUCACCGAAUCCUUUGUAGUACAGCUUGAUGUAGACCUCGAAGCACUUGGUGCCAAGGUCCCCAAGCUCAAAAAUGCCUUUCAAAGGAGUUCCGAUGGCCAUACAUCACGAGCCCACAUGAAUCCUGGCACCGGACUCGGGACAUCGACAAUACACGAGAACAUCCCCCGCCAGGAAUGUCUAUUCCUCCGAACCCUCGAAGACGACGGCAACCCCGCCAACGCUCCCAACCUAGUCGAGCCCGUUGAUCUCAACGACCCUCUCGUUCAGCUCCCCGGUUCAAGCAGGAACACAGCACCCGACUGGUCAUCAGCCGAGCAGCGAAAUCCCAUUCCACCCGCCGGCUGCCAACACGGCAGCGGCUCCAGGACCGAUGGUCUACCCUUUGCCACAUCUCUUCACGGCAUGAUGCCCAACAAUAUCUCGCUACCUCCCAAUUAUCCUACUCACCCUCCGCUCGACACGGACACCGGUGGGAGCAGCAACGGCGUCCCUCUGUCCACUCCAUCACCAAACUCCAACCAGCCCACGCCCAAUUCCAGUACGUCGUCUUCGGACCAUCAUCAGCAUAUGUACCACCAAAUGCAUUCGAAUCACCAUCAACAUCCACACCACCACCAUCCUCAUCAUCACCAGCAAGGGCACGGACACGGACAAGCACAAGCACAAGGACAAGGACUAGCCCCCACCAACAACGGUCGACACAUGAGCAGCGGAUCAGGCGGCUCUUCCUCUUCCAUCACCACCAGUCCCGUGACUCUCGGUUCUUCUUCCCAUCCUAGCAAUAACAACAACAUUACUACCACAACUACCGCUACCACUACCGCAGCCUCCGCAGCAACCAGCACAGCGAUGGAAACACCAACCAACCCCGCCGCAGCAGCCAUCGGUUUCUUCCUCGACCCAAGUAUCUUCGGAAUGCCUGGUGGCGUUGGUAUUGCGCCGGGGAAUACGACGACGAACCCGGGGUUGGCGAGGACGGGGGGGAGUGAUCAUCAGCAUCAACCACAUAACCACCAGCACACUUGUGGCAGUGAUCCCAACAAUGUUUGUAACCAUGGCAUGGGUCCCGGUGUUGGCGUUGGCUGCGCUGGAGUGGGAAUGGGCAUGAACAUUGGUGGUAAUGGUGAUGGUAUGACGCCGGAUAGUGUGCUGCGGUCGAUCAUGGCCAUGGGAAACAUGGAGGGAAUGGAGGGCAUGGAGGGGUGUGGAAUGGAUUUGGGGUGGGGGGAUGGCGGUACCGGUCACGGACAUGGUCAUUGUGGUGGGAGUCUUUAA